This is a messenger RNA of Staurois parvus, 303 nucleotides long. Lineage: Eukaryota; Metazoa; Chordata; Amphibia; Anura; Ranidae. The record is from the annotation of a GenBank genome assembly.
ACCUGUGCCACUCUGCAGUGUCACACACCUGUGCCCAGAAGUGCCACCUACCUGUGCCCAGCAGUGCCACCCACCUGUGCCCACCCACCUGUGCUGCCCACCAGUGCCACCCACCAUGCCGCCUAUCAGUGCUGCAUAUUAGUGCCGCCUAUCCGUGACACCUCAUUAGUGCUGUCUAUCAGUGCCGCCUAUCCGUGCCACCUCAUUAGUACUGCCUAUCAUUGCCCUUUAGUGCUGCCUAUCAGUGCCCAUCAGUGCCGCCUAUCAGUGCCCAUCAGUGCUGCCUCAUCAACGCACAUCAGU